AUGGAAAAGCUGUGGUUGUCGGAGGAGGAUACAUUGGAGUUGAGUGCAGUUUUGAAACUCAAUAAUGUUGAUGUUACCAUGGUCUACCCAGAACCUUGGUGUAUGCCAAGACUUUUUACUUCUGAAAUUGCUUCUUUCUAUGAGGGAUAUUAUGCCAAUAAAGGUAUCAAUAUCAUUAAAGGGACAGUUGCUAUUGGAUUCACUUCCAACUCCGAUGGAGAGGUAAAAUAA
Molecule: messenger RNA, 231 nt
Organism: Lathyrus sativus (Indian pea)
Lineage: Eukaryota; Viridiplantae; Streptophyta; Magnoliopsida; Fabales; Fabaceae
Source: the annotation of a GenBank genome assembly